AUGCCAUCAACUUCAUCAUCGCCUGCCACUCCAACCAAUGAUCAAUCACAUCAAUCAACUGCCACAAAUCAAAAUAAUCAGCAAAGUAUUUGCAAAUUUGGUCCAAAUUGUCCCAACUAUGACCAAUGUACCUCUCUUCAUCCAUGCCGUUACGGAGAAGAUUGCAGAAGAAUUUCAAGAGUUGUUAACAAGACUCAGAAAUUACAAGACAUUGUUCACUGUUCCAAAUGUUUCCAUAUUUGUAAAUGGGGUGAGAAGUGCAAAUAUUUGAAUGAUGAAGAACAUGUAAAUAUGUUUCUUCACACGUGUACUAAAUCAAAUUGUAAAGAUGAAGUUCACAAAGAGAGAUUUAGACAUAAAUGCAAAUAUGGAAAAAAUUGUCGUUCCUUAGAUGGAAAAUAUGAAAAUUGGGAACAUUAUGUCAAGUUUAUUCAUCCUAGGACUAAUGGAGUUAUGAGACAUGUAGAAAAACAAAUGUAUUAUCUAUUUUCUGAAAUAUCUAAUGAUGAAAGCAAUUCAAAAACUGCUCAAUCUGACAUUCCUGGUUUGACACUUGUAAAGAAGAGUACACUCAAACCACAAGUGAAAGAUAGAAAACGAUCUGCCAAAUGUGAAAUUUCCACAAUCGAUGGUAAAUCCACAGAGUAUUAUUUCAUUGGGUAUGAGAAGGGUGCUGGAAAUUCGUCAACUUCAAAAGUCGUUUGUUUUAAAGAGACUGGAAAGGGAGUUUUUGAAGGUCAUAUUAAGGUAGUUGCAGAAUCUAGUUGUGUAUUUGAUGGAAAUGCAAAGAUUGAACAACCUUGGUAUCAUUCAAAAGUUAAUGUUUAUAGAAAUACUGUCAUUAGUCAAGUAUUUGAUGAAAUUUUGAAACAAGGUUUGAAUGGAGUGAGCCCAAAUGCUACCUAUAUCGAUGUUAUGAAAUACAUGAUAGAACAGCAUGAUAUUCCAAUAUUUAUUGUUGGAGGAGCUGUCAGAGAUGUCAUUCGAGAAGUGAUUGUUGAAAAAAAGACCAAUGCCUUACAAAUUAUGAAUAAUAUUAAGGAUAUUGAUAUUGGAUUUGGUUGUGAUCCACAGACAUUUCAUGGACGCCUCACUCGAAAAUAUAAAUCAGGUGUUCCAAUUCCUGGACCUCGUGGACUAGUUCAAGUAGGAAGCUCCAAUGGUUCUGAUCUAUUCCUGGAAGGUAAAGCCAUUAAUGGUUUAAAUAAUGAUAAUAAGAGUGUGAAAGCACAAAUUGCUCAAUGUUAUGGAACUAAUCUGAGAGGAGAAAACAUUUGUAGAGAUUUCACAUGUAAUUCUCUUUGGUAUGAUCCAAUCAAUAAGUGCAUUAUUGAUACUAUUGGAAAUGGGCAAGGAAUUAAGGACGUAAUUUCAAAAAAUUUACGAAUUCCUGUAAAACCAAGAGAUUGGGAAUUUUGGGUUUCUGGCAAUCCAACAAAGUUGAUGAGAUUUUACAAAUUCCUUUUGAAGGGAUAUUCUGCAGAUGCCAAAACUAAAUCAUUCAUAAUUGAACAAGUUAAAAGUGGUAAAUUUAUUAGUGAUAUGGAAAUUAGAACUCAAUACACAAAAGGAAUUGGAAAAGCCAACAAAGCAAGGUUGGAGAAUUUGUUGAGAAGUGAUUUUGGUGAUCAGUUUUACAAUAAUUAUUUCGCUAAUCAUAUUAAAUAA
Molecule: messenger RNA, 1668 nt
Organism: Naegleria gruberi
Lineage: Eukaryota; Heterolobosea; Eutetramitea; Acrasida; Naegleriidae
Exons: 1
Coding region: 1-1668 (555 amino acids)
Biological process (GO): RNA processing
Molecular function (GO): nucleotidyltransferase activity; RNA binding
Source: RefSeq, a predicted model, not a curated record